Molecule: messenger RNA, 7560 nt
Organism: Notothenia coriiceps (black rockcod)
Lineage: Eukaryota; Metazoa; Chordata; Actinopteri; Perciformes; Nototheniidae
Gene: mphosph8
Product: M-phase phosphoprotein 8
Exons: 9
Coding region: 161-5650 (1829 amino acids)
Molecular function (GO): protein binding
Source: RefSeq, a predicted model, not a curated record
GUGAGGUUAUGGGCAGCAAUUGAAUGCAUCGCUGCGUGGUAAGAACGGGCGGUGCUGCUGCAGCACAGGUACACACUUUGCUUCCUGAACACAGCCAAAGCGGCCUUUUUCACCACUCCUGGAUCCAAAAAAUCUUACAAUUUUAAACAAAUCCGCAGCCAUGGCGGAGGAGGCUGACAAGGUAGAGACCGCGGACAGCGAGCAAGAAGAGGAAGUGGAGGCUCAGUACGAAGUGGAGCGGAUCAUCGACAUGCGGGUGGAAGAGGGCGAAGUGCUCUACAGAGUCCGCUGGAAGAACUACUGCUCGGACGAUGACACUUGGGAGCCAGAGGCCCACUUGGAGGACUGUCGUGAGGUCCUCUUGGCUUUUAAGAAGAACAUGGCUGAGAUCAAGAUCAAGAAAGAGGCAGAAGCCAAGAAGCCCCCGAAACCUCUGCCUUCAAAGAGCGAAUUGUUCGAUGCAAACUCAGACAUCGACAGUGACAAAGACCGUCCCACAGAGGCACCCGUCAAGAAGAAGAAAAAGAUAAGGGUACAGGAAGAAGAAGAAGAAGAAGAAGAACUAAAAGAGGAACUACCUCCAAAGGAGAAGAAGAAGAAGAAGAAAGAGAAACGGAAGGAGCAGUUGAGGCCGAUCCCGGCACCAGACACCGACAAAGAGGAAGAAGAAGAAGGAGAGAAAGCCCCGACUCCAUCCUCUCCUGCAAAGGAGAAAAAGCCUGAUUUGAAAAAGCGUCUGGUUGAAUCUGAAGAUGAGGACGAUGAGCCUGUUCCCUCCAAAAAACACAAGAAGGAGAAGGGAAAAGAGGGAGGGAAACAAAAGAAGGACAAGGUAGAGGAGGGGAAGAAGAGGAAAGGGAAGAAGGACAGGAAGGUGGAAACCUCUGAAGAUGAGGCCGCUGCACCGCUGGAGGAGAACCAGAGCGACGGCCCAUCAGAGUCCCAGAUGGACGACAAUGCCUCAACGGAUACCGUGACAAAGCCGGCAGAAAAAGCCCGCGUUGACGACAAGUCCAAACUUACCAAGGGGAGGCUGGAGGUGAAGCUGCAGGGCAUUAAAGACCUCAUCCACGAGAAAAGGAGCAAAAAGCCAGACGCCGCUCAGAAAGAAAGCAGCCUCCAAAAACUGAAGAGCCUCACCUCGAAAGUGAAAGAGGACACCGCUCUGCACUCGGACUCUAGCGAUAGCUCCACCCUUCACAAGAAAGCCAAGAGCAAAGGGCAGGAGAUCACGCCCGCACCCCCCAAAGCCCCGUCUUCCUCCACAUCCUCAUCGUCCUCCUCUUCCUCGGUCACACCCGCAGUCGGCCUCAAGUCGAGGGAGGAGGAGGUGGCGGCGGCUAAAGAGGAGCCGUUGGGAGCGAAGGACGCUGCAGGCUCCACUAAUCUGUUUGAGAAGUUCCUGUUAAACUGCGAGGCCAAAGACCGCGCCCCCCGCAGGCAGCCCGGGCAUCAGACCGCCCCAGAGAAGACCAGCAGCAAACCCACAAAGCUAAUAGGAAAGAUUGAGAAGAUCCCCAAGGCAACCAAAGAGUCUCCUGCUCAGAAAGCAGAGUCCGAGAAGACGGAGAAGAACAAGCAAUCGGAGGCCUCCAGACCUGGCCAGAGCUUUGGCUUCAGCCUGGACAGCGAGGAGAGGGAAGCAGAGGACACUCCAGCAAAGCAGAAGCCUGGAGAAGAUUCCCGGGAGAGGAAGGAGAGAUCAGAGGAGGCACAGCGGCCCGGCUGGGAGAGGAAGCCUCCUGCAGAGGACAGGAGGAAGAGGAGAGAGGACAGCGAGACCAGGCUCUUCAUGGCAUGUGACGACAAUCAGGACUCCCAGGACCCACCGGGGGGCGCUGACAAAUCUGACAAGGGCCAAGCCACUUUGAGUCUAGGAAUGGACCUGAACCUGGACUGGAUGACGCUGGAUGACUUCCAGAAACAUCUGAACGGAGACGACGAGAUCCUGUCAGGUCCUCCAUUAUCACCCAGUGAAUUGCGGGAAGCUGUGAAGAGUGGAGAUUACAUGGCUGUAAAGUUGGCUCUUAAUUCCAAAGAGGAGUACAAUCUGGACCAGGAGGCUUGUACUAUUGGUGAGGCGAGGUCAUUUGAAGGCGAGAGGAGCUUGAUUGAAGAGAGAAGUUCGGGUGAUGCUCUUAGGUUGACUUCUGACCUUGACAGUGCCAGAAAUUACGAGGGUACUCAAAGAGUAAAAGAGAAUUCCCCACAAGGUAUGGAGGUAGAAAGAAUGCCAAGCUGUUCUGCCAGUAUAAAUGCUGAGCAAGUGACAUUCAGGGAACAUGAACUGGUCCCAAAUGGUGAAAAGGAUAUAACGGAAUCAAAAAGUGCUGCUUCUGAUUCUGCUGCCAAGCAGGAAAGUCAAGGAAAGGAAGACCAGAAGCAAACACAGGAAGACGAGAUGUCAGAGGACGCAAAUGGUUGUUUUACAAGUAAAAUGAGUUUGAACUUUGCUCAUUCAGAUAACACAAAUGCAGAAGGGAUGCUUACAAGAAACGAUGACAAUACAGAACAAAAUGGCAUUGCCCCUGAGGACUCAAAUGGCUCAAGUGAUGAGGCAGAGGCAGGUCAGACAGAUGGUAAAGAUACAUUUCGGUCAAGCACAAAGGAGAUUCGUAAAAGGCGACCAUGGCGUCGCAGAAGAUAUGUGGAGAGAAAACAACCAGCACGAUCCAGUAAGAGAGUUAUUCAGUUCACUCCUGCUGUGGAUGAGGAAAAAAAAGAGCCGGGUAAAAAGCACUUCUGUUUAUAUUGCAAAAUCGCUUAUACCCAACUUGCAAAGCACUUGGAAAGAAGGCAUGCAGAGGAAACAGAUGUUACCCAUGCAAUACACUUUCCCAAAGGUUCCAGAGUUAGACAGAGUCUACUUGACCAGAUUCGAAAUAAAGGAGAUUAUGAACAUAAUUGCCAAGUUCUCAAAAGUGGCGAAGGGGAAAUUGUCACCAAGAAACAGGUUAAAAAUCCCAGCAUAUCAGUACGUGACUUCCUUCCUUGCCAGCACUGCUUUGCUUUUUAUCGCAAAACAGAUUUAUGGAGGCAUGAGCGGUCAUGUAAGGCCAGAAAGGGAGAUCAGAAAUCUUCUGAUAAAACUAAGAAAAGCAGAGUCCAUAGUGCUGCAUCCCGCCUGCUUCCAAUGUCAGAGUUCUUAAUUGGUGGUUGCGAGGAAAUCAUCCACAUCAUGCAUCAAGAUGACAUUUCAAGGCAUGUUAGAAACGAUCCCCUUAUUUGUAAAUAUGGAAAUGCAUUGUCUGCCAAGUAUGACCAUGACAAGUCUCAGUUUGCUUAUAUUGCACAAAAGAUGAGGGAAUUAGGUAGAUUUGUGGUCGCUGUAAAUGAGCUUGAUGGCAGCGUAAAGUACCUGCAUGAAAUAUGCCUUCCAUCCAGAUUUGGAUUAGCCAUUGAAGGGGCCAAAAAACUAAGUGGCUUUGACCCCAGUUCCAGUAAGUUUAAAACAAUUUCCCUCGUCUCCAAGAUUCGCUACUCUCUGAAACGUGCUGCAGAAAUAGCUUUUGGGGAAAGCCGCAUGACAGAGGACAGUGAAACAGAAACUGAAGUAAGAAAGUUCAUACAACUUCUCGAUACAAAGUGGAGUGAGUGUUUUUCUCGCAAAGCUCUUGCAUUAUCCCAAAAGCAAGACGUUAAGAAAGUGGAAGUAGACAAAUCAACUGUGACGGAAGAUCUGAUGAAACUCCACACGUUUAUCACGGGGGAAGAAGAAGAAGCAAGGAAGGAGCUGAAAGAAAGUCCUAAUUUGUCAACUUGGAAAAAGCUCAGCGAGGCCACCCUUGCAGAUGUGUGUUUGUUCAACAGAGGACGGGUAGGAAAUAUUGGUAGAUUGCUUUUGCAAAGUUACGAUAAGAAGAGUUGUGGAACAUUUAUGCCCUCUGCAGAUCAAAUUAGAAAAAGCACUAAAUUGGAGCUGGACCUUGGUAGCAGUUUCACCAGAUUAGAACUAGAAGGUCAGUUCGGGAGGAACAUGCUGGUUCUGCUCACGGAGAAAAUGGUUUCAUCAAUCGAUUUACUCGUUGAAAAUAGAGAACAAGCGGGCGUGUCAAAAAUGAACCCAUACCUGUUUGCACGGACUGAAGGUCCGUCCUUCAUCAGAGCAUUGGAUUGUUUCCGAAGGUCUGCAAUGGAAUGUGGAGUAAAAAACCCUGAAGCCCUUCUGUCCUCAUCAUUAAGAGAGCAAAUUGCCCUUUGCUGGCAGCUCAUGAGCCUGAGUGAACACGAAGUGGAUCAAGUAUCCAAGAUGUUGGGAAGCAGUAGCCAGGAGUGUUACAGUCUCUCAAAAAAUGCAUUACUACUGGAGGAAAUGAGCCAACAGCUUCUCAAAAUGGAUCGAACGCUUCCAUCAAGUCCACCUACCAAUGCAAGUGACGGAACUGUAGAGAAGCCUGCCUUAAAGAGAAGACCCUGGAGUGAGUGGGAGCAGGCCGCAGUGAAGCGUUACUUGGGUGAAUUUAUCACAGAGUUAAAGGUUCCAGGCAAAAAAGAGUGCAAUGCUUGCAUAGCUGCUGAACCAGAUCUUUGUGGGAGAUCUUGGACCGACGUCAAAAACUACGUACACAACACACUACAGACAAUACGGAGGAGAAGUACCCACCAUAAAUCUGACGGGAGUUUAACUGAGAGUUCAAAAGGUGGAGUCCAAAACACAGAGAAAGAUUUGGAAGACUCGAACGUUGUGUCUAAUUUGACAACAGUGAAUCUAGAUCAUCUGACUGAAAGCGGUUGUAUGACAAUGGCUCCAACCAAUUUCUCCCAGGAGAUGACUUCAACGUAUGCUUCCUUAUGUUCUACUAGUGCAGACAUGAACCUUACAAGUCAACAGUUGAUUUCAACUUUCACACCAUUAAACGCUACUGAUACACAAGUGGUUCCUACAUUUACUCCACACAACAAAACAAAUGCACUAAUGCCUCCUGCAUACACAUCGGAGAACAACAUCAUAAUGCCGUUGUCCCCUUCUUAUACACAGAAUGCCACAAGUAUGUCAGCAUCUUCUGUGUAUACACCACAGGACAAUACAGGUUCAACCAUGAUUCCUCAUUUUAGCACCUUUACUGUCCCCAGCACUUCAAUGGUUCCUACAUUCACGCCAUUGAACACAAUUGCACCCAUGGCCACUGCUUUCUCACCAAUAAAUGACAGAAAUAGGCCAAUUGUUUCUUCUUUCACACCUUUGAACCAUGUCAGUACACCUGGGUACCCCACAGGAUCACCACCUAGGGCUCCUACAACUGCUCAGGUUGUCCCAACAGUCCAUAGAACGGGUGUUUCUGACAGAACACCAGUUGGACAAGAAAGUGGGUCAAGUGCAGGAGGACAAGUCAGUCCAGCUGACAAGCCUCCAAAGAGAAACAAGAGGUUGUGGAGCAAGGAGGAGCAGGAUGCUGUGAGGCAUCAGAUGGGAGACUUCUGUACACUUGUGAAAGUGCCAGGCAAAAAGGAUUGUGAUGCAUGUUUAGCUGCCGAACCUGCCUUAAACAGCAGAACAUGGAGGGAUGUCAAGUAUUUUGUACAUAACUCAAUUCAGUCAUUUAAAAGAAGAGGGCAUGUUGUGGCCUGCAAACCAAGUGAAGGACAGGAACCAGAGACACAAAAUAAUCCACACACGGAGUGGGAUGGUCCUGUGUAUAUGUCCCUGUAAAUAUUUCAAAUGGACUUCCAAAAAAAACAACUAAGUGAUUUUAGAGGCGUGCGAGGGCUGUAGCUUUUACCUUAAUAAUUCAGCAGUGAAUUGGUGUCUGCCCUGCCUUUCUUUUAGUCACAUUUUUGUUUAAAGUUCAAAGUAUUCAGAAUCAUGUCCAUUGGUACUGUUGCAUGACUAUACGCUAAAUGGGUCUAACUAAGGACGUUUGUACUGUAGCUUUGGCUUUAGAAAAAGGCUGAUGGUAAUGUUUUGAUAUGGUUAGAUUACAUAUGUGACACAGUCAAUUAUGUACCUCUGUCAAGUUGUCCAAUCAUCACGGGUUUGAUCUCUGGAAUGUGCUCUAAUUUAGAUGUGUGAUCAUCUAGUAAAUGUAAACCUAAUUUGUUCCAGGAUUUGCCACCUGCAAUUAGUCACUGGCUUUGGGAUGAAGGAACUGUGGCACCUAAACACGCUAUGAUAUGUGAAACUGAGCAAAGGUAGCCUCAGUGAGACAUUUCCAGAGGGAUUUUUACUCUUCUUUACGUCAAUACCUACUGAAACACCUAUCUUUCUGCUUGUACUGUUUUCAGUAGCGUUUUUAUGGAUUUUGAUGAUCAUAAAACAAAUUGAAAACCUACCAGCAGUAUUUGCAUCCAGUCCCUCCAACAUGAUAGAUGUGGGUAGAUUUGCUUUACAUAAUUCCCAAAUGCCUGCCCCAAGUGUACCGUGUUCUUUCUUUAGCCAGUAGCCUAUAUUGUAGAUGGCCCCUGAUAGCCUGCAGCAGUAAUCGCAUACCUUCCCUGCUGAUGUUAGAGAAUUAGGAGCUCCAUGUGUAUACCUCUCACCUAAUCAUGAAUCUUGUUAAUAAUGUUUUUUCAUGUUUUUAGUUUUGUUGUAUGUUUAUUAAUAAGCUGCUGUAAGCUUUGGUUGUUGUAUUUUUGUAUCACUACAGCAACGGUGCGGAACAUUUGAGUAUUUUAUCAUACUUCGUAUACUCUGAUUUGAGGUUUAUACACUACAUUUGUCUAAGAUGUAUUACUUCCUUUUAAGCUUUUACUAUCUGGAUAUUGAUAUCUAGUAGCCAAAAUCAGAUUGCCUUAAAUAAAUGUAUAACCAGAAUAAAAAUGAGACAAUUUAAAAAAACAACUUUGAUUCCCAAUGGAUAACAUUAAAGGUCAAGUAAAUUAAUAUAGUCGUUAUCACCUUUGACUGAAAGACGGUGUUUUAUUUGCCCACAAAAUACACAUUUAAUUUUUAAGCUGAACUUUGUUCCUGUCAAACACGUACCAUGUAGUAGGUUUGAAGCAGAAUACUGAACACAGGUUCAACCUGAAAUCCACAUUGUCAAUAGCAGAUUGCUGGUCACAAGCCACAUUUCAGUUUAAAUCAUUGUCACUGUAGUGUUUAUUUGCCAUUUAAAGGUUUAAAUCUGAUGUUUGGUCUGGUCAGUCGUGUCUGUCCUUAUUAGGACACCAGAAAAGAACAUGCCUUCUGCAGUCUUUCUUAAAAAUGUCUUUGUGAUCAGGAAGCUAAAGUUAUGGUUUAGACUUUCAGAUUGCACCAAGGCUGUUUGUGUGAUUCUGAAUACCAACUGUAGUGAAUAUGUUUUAGAGUAACCAUUUUUUUUUACCCAAAGCCCUGAGUCAGACAAACAAAACCUUGACUGAGAGCCCUAUCAUGUGACCCGUGUUAGCUCAUUCACACCAACGGCUAACAUGUUUUCCUUGUAUAGUUUUUGAAAGUUGCGGUAUACAGUAGUGUCUACAGAUGUUUAAUUUUCAUUCAGACGCUACACUUGCUGUUUGGUGUUGCAAAGCAACAUUUCCCUGUAUAGUUAUAACUUCCUCUCAUUGUCAUUGUAUGAAUACACUGUGCGUUUUACUCUUCAUCCUGUUGUAAUUAUGUUGCCUUCUCCUAAUGCUUAUGAU